This is a messenger RNA of Branchiostoma floridae (Florida lancelet), 3151 nucleotides long. Its product is annotated as probable G-protein coupled receptor 139. Gene Ontology annotation, biological process: G protein-coupled receptor signaling pathway. Gene Ontology annotation, molecular function: G protein-coupled receptor activity. Gene Ontology annotation, cellular component: membrane. The coding region runs from base 915 to 2192 and encodes 425 amino acids. The transcript has a single exon. NCBI's taxonomy places the organism in Eukaryota, Metazoa, Chordata, Leptocardii, Amphioxiformes, Branchiostomatidae. The record is from RefSeq and is a predicted model, not a curated record.
GCGUAUUAAACACAGGCUUAACACAGCUAAUCCCAGCACCAAAGCUGGAAGUUACGUAAAUGUCAUGUUGGAUCACCUUACACAACCUGCAGUAUUCCCUUUAGCAGUUAGGUGGUGCUACAUGUACAUUACUAACACCCUAACAUAUGUGGUACCUUAUGUCAGAACCAUAAUAAGGAACGUUGUACUCAGAGCAAUGUUCUUCCUGUUGCUGACUAAAAAAACAUCACAGUACUCAGAGAAAAAAAUUGUUGACCUUCUUUCUGUUGGAAUCAAUGUACAUUCUUAUAUUGAUUUUGUACCACUUUACCAACAUCAACAGAACCUUUUCUUGUCCCAGUUUACCACACAUUACUUGCCAGUGAAAUUCACCAAUGAAUCAUUUUGCUAACAGAUUGAUUACCUCUUGAACUUACACUAAACAGAGAGAUAAAACUUUAUGGCUGUAUCAAGACGUAAGUGCCCCGCCUCAGCCCCCAAUCACGCACAACUAUAAACAAGGCCGCCAUACGGUGCAAAUAUGGGAACUAAUUUAAGCCCAGGAGUGCUGUCAUAUAUAGUCUUGGCAGUACUUGGCUCAGAUAGUUGUUGAAAAGACGUCACACUAUGGCAUGUCAGUUUUGCUCCUCCAAGACUGUGACUGGUUUAAGUUCACACUACACUAUUAGGGCUGUACCAGAAGACUGCAAGAGACCCUCCUGAAGUGGUUUCUUUGUUUGCUGACCUUCUUCAAGUGCAGCAAGAGGAAGACUCAUUUCGCAGGGGGCGGGAAGCGCUUUGCCUCUAGCGUGUGCAUGUUGAGAAUGAGAAGCAACAGCAGCGGUACAGAGUUUUCUUGGCUGACUCGAUCUGGACAAAAAUAAGUCUCAACUGUUAACAGCUUUUUUGCUGACCGGAUUAAGAUCUCUCACACCAUGGACCCGCUGCACAUUGCGAACCACGUCUACUACACCGUGCUCGCAGCGUUCGGACUGCCCGCCAACAUCCUGUCCAUAUGGAUCCUGGUGCAGCGACGGAAGCAGCCUGGCGAGAGGAAGUCCACGUCCAGUCUUUACCUGUCUGCCCUGGCCAUCGCCGACUCGCUUGUUCUGACCUUCAUCGUUAUCAUAGAGCGGGUCGUUCACUCUUUGAUCCUGGGCAGUCGAGUGUCCUUUGGUCUCUUCUGUCCGUGGCUGAUAUGGCUGGACUACGGUGCCCACAAUGCAUCCAUAUGGAUCAUCGUGGCCUACACGACCGAGCGCUUCAUAGCCGUGCACUACCCCAUAUGGAGACACAGGGUGUGCAAGCCGUCCACAGCGAAGGCCAACAUUGCUGUAGUGUUUGCGCUGUCUUACCUGUUCACUUUGCCUCACUUCUUCUCGGAGGAGCCCAAGACUUUUGUGAGUGGGAAUGCCACAUUUUUUGUGUGCGACCUCAGAGAAGACAUAUCAGCGGAGUACAGACUGACACUGAUAUGGGGACAGAGUACACUAUCUUUCUUCCUCCCCUUUGUGUUCAUUAUAGUCCAGAACGGAAUGAUCAUACAUCGUCUCAGGGGACUCAGAAGAGUGCAAACCAGCGUAACCAUGUGCGGAAACAAUGGACUUAAACAUUCAGGCCCUGCUGUUGAAAGAGAUGACAACUCCGAAGCAAGUAACAGCAGAAGAGCACAGAAUAUAAUGCCAUGUGAGGCCCUCCCCUCUCAACCGCUGCGCGAGUCACCAAGGCUGGAACCUACUCAAGGCACCAGACCGAGAUCUGAUACUGAUAUUGAGACACAGGAAAGACCAAGGCUGCUAACCACUGGCAGUGUAGCAAACCCAAGACAGGCUCGUGCAAAAGUUUCCACAAUUACAAACAUACAGCUACGACCAUCGACCCGCAUAUCCAACAAGCCUGUAUACAUCCUCCUCGCCAUCAGCUCGGUCUUCGUCCUGCUGUGGACGCCACGACUUGUUUAUUUGUUGAUCUUGCGCGUAAACAACAUCGACAGGCACGGAGAUCUCUCCUGGAGGUUGGGCUCAGACAUCUCCAACAUGUUGGGCCUGCUGAACUCCUCCAUCAACAUCUUCCUGUACUGUUUUGUAGACAAGCGGUUCCGUGGGGACCUCAUGAGGAUCCUAACCUGCGGACGGAGGCAGUCAGCACCAGUGGCGGCAAACAUGCUACGAAAUGACACCCUCUGCGGUGACAGCAUUGCUCCGAAACACUGAUGCAAUGAGCAGCAAUGUCGUGAUUUAAAUUUCUGUAAAUGCUGAAGGUAGCUUGUGUCGAUAAUUCAUCUGUCCAUGAUACAACAUAGCUUUGGUGUAGUCCUUGACUUAAAGUUGACAAUAAAGUUGUGAUUCAGCCAACCAUUAUUACACUUUGAACUACUCUGUAACACAUAGAUUGAGAUUUCUGUGGGGUGGGUCUAGUGUACGCUAGGAUGUAACACUAAUAUUUUAUAAAGCAUUUGUUAGGUCAGUUCAAAUGGACAACGGAGAGGAAACUUCAUCUAUUAGUGUUUAUACAUAUGAGGCUAACACCUGUUGUAUACAUGUACUUGUAAAGUCACUGUUAGCCUUUCUACUUAUGGGACUCGUAUGCUUUAUUGCACCUCCAAUAAAUGGCACUGUAAUGAAGAUGUAUGAGCACUAUGGUAUUGCCUUGAUUGUUUCGUAUUCCUUGCUCUAAGCAACAGGGGAAUUGUUGAUUCCCAUCAAACACUUCAAACCUAAGGUUGUUUCCUUUUUUCAGAGGAAGGCAAAAAAAAAAGAAAUUUACAGCUUGUCUUGACAAAUUUCCUUCAACCAUCAAUGUGACCACGCAUCCAGUCUAGUGUGGGUUGGCCAGGCUUUCUUUGUGGCAGUAUCUUUGGCACUCAGUCCAAAUGUACUAGUUUUAUGCAGUGGGAGUUUGGGGCAGACUGCUACUAUGUAAAACUCCUACUGGAUGCAAACGACAACCCUAGUGGCAGAAAGCCAAUCAUGUAGCAGACUAGAUGCCAUGAAACCCACAAUGUUAUUGCCACCUUUCCCCUAUCCAUAAUCUUUCUGUACUGCUCAAUGUUUUGUGUCCUAUUUGUACUAAACAAAUCUUCCAGUAUGUUCAUCUCCACCAAAUGAACUUCUUGUUUGUGCUUAAAACUGUAAGAACACAUGUACAGGUUGGACCAUGUUAUGGUAAGGGA